AAGUUACGUUUUCAAGGUGAGAAUAUCAGUCAGCAACGACUGGCUCGACGGCUGCUACCUCGUUCGCCCUCCAAAGGAUUUGAUAUCUCAGCGGCAUUGAUUGCUGAUUACUGGUAUGCUCAUCCUACACUUAGAUUCGGAUUCACGCAUGUCACUGCUAUGCAGGAAAAGCUCAUUGAAACGGCAGAAAGAGCGCAGGCACCAUAUUGCACCCCUAGUCAUUGUCGACACCAUAGUGGACGAGUUCUGAUAUUCACUCCUUUGGAAUAUACAUAUUCAUUUGAGAGCCAAACCAUAUUGUCUUUGUUUGUGACCUCACACGUCUGUUCAACAUUCCGUCUUUGUUCACACAGGUUGUUUCUUGCUAGAAUCGUCCAUUCCUUC
This is a messenger RNA of Opisthorchis viverrini, 384 nucleotides long. RefSeq lists its product as hypothetical. The record is from RefSeq and is a predicted model, not a curated record. The transcript is spliced from 3 exons. The annotation marks the transcript as partial. Lineage: Eukaryota; Metazoa; Platyhelminthes; Trematoda; Opisthorchiida; Opisthorchiidae.